CCGAGCGGAGGACGCGGCCGCUUGGGCCGAGGAGCUCGCCGCCGUGCUCGGCGGCGACGACGGCGGCGACCCCUCCGCAGACCAGGGCGCCGCGCCGUCAGGGGGGCCGUCGCCUUUGCGGGCGCUCGCCGCGGACGUUGCGGAGCUCGGGCAGCUGGGCCUCGCCGAGCCACGGCGCGUGGCGAAGCGUCGCCGCCUGAGCGCUGCGGCGCGGGAGGCCUUGGCGUCGGUUGCGCUUCCCGAGGCGGCUGCGCCUGCUGAGCCCGACGUCCGCCGAGGCGCCGCGAGGGCUCGGGAGGCCAAGGCGGCCAAGGCAGAUCCUGUGCGAGAGGAUGCCGCGCUGGCCAUCCAGCUUCGGAGGGAGUCGAAGCAGGUCCCAGCCGACGUGGUCGAGAUCGCUCGGCUCCCGACGCAGAGUCGACCCCGCUCGUGGCCUUUGACGCAGCCUAUUCAGGAAAUGCUUGCUCGAUCUUCGCGCUUGGACACGGGUUUGCACGCCGACUCAGUUGUCGUCAAGGUUGCCAAUCAUUUUUUUGAUCGUGGGAGCGGCAUUGUGUUGACAAAGCAGGCAUUCAGCAAUAUUUUAGGCGUGGACGCUCGUAGGAUUGGCCCUUCAGUUAUCACAUUGGCUGAGAUUCUCCUGUACGCCGAUCGGCUGGCUCGAUCAACUCUCGAGACGCGAUUGGCACUGCUCGUUGAUAAAGAUCGCCUUUUGGAUAUGAUCGAGUUUGACAGGCAGGAUGAGACCCCAAUGGCAGUUACUCGGCAUGCUUGGCACACCGCUCAGAAUUCAGCACAACAGACAGCGCUGGCUGUCGCGUCGCGAAGCCAUUUGUUCUUGUCCCACCUGGAGAGGGCUCUCAGUUGUAUUUCUCGGGCGCGUCGGACCAUGUCGAAGAUCCUACAGGCCGAAUCGUGUUACGCAUACCGUUUCGUGGGGAGUGCUGGCUCGCCAAUCACGAUCGUUGGCCACUGCGUGAACCCGCUCCAGCUGGUUGACCGCACAACUGGCGAGUGUUUGAGGACGGCCUGGCGACAUCGUGCAUCCAUAAAGUCAGAAGGGUACUUGAAGUUUCAAAUGCACACAAGGAACACGUGUGCUGACGGCGCUGGCAGUAACGAUCGUUGCGAACGAGCCCUUCUUUCAGAUUUCGGCGACGACUGGCAGCGGUUACACUUUAAGUGCGACAUCCACGCUGCUGUAAACAACUGCCACGACUCCAUGUUUGUGUGCGACGAUUUCAUGAAGUCUCAGAGGCGAUGGGCAUCGAGCAUCAAUUUCGGCACUGGUCUCACGAUGUAUGGCGAAGCUUUGGAGGAGCUUGUGUUCGAGCGCAUUGACCUGCGAUACGGUGAGCCUCCAGACGAGUUCAGAGCUUACCGCAACUACGUCACGUGCAUCUGCAUGCAGAAUGUUCCGAACCAGGUCGAGAUGCUCCUUGCAAGCAGGACCCUGCCAAAUGGCAAUUGGCGCAACCAUCAGAAGGUCGAGGUGUACGUUCCGUUGGGUACCAGGGCCGACCCGCGAGCGAUUGCAUCAGCAGUUGCAUGGAGUUUGAAACGGGUUUUUGCUGGCACGUUGUUCACCAAGCACGUCAAGUCUAAAUGGAAGGGCAUCGCCAAGGCGUUGUCCCAGUUCGUGUUGCCAUUUGCCUGUUGCGGCCUCGGGGCCCCAGCGUAUCGGCGUUUUGCUGAGCGGGCUCGGGCCAUCAACGACCGUAUCAUCGGGAAGGGUGGCGGCGCUGCUGCAGCUGGCGGCGGUGUUGAUCCUGCGCUGGCCAUCGAGGACGGCGGCGGCGGCGGGGAGGGCGGCGGCUCGGCGCUCGGCGGCUGCGCCCCUGGAGGCUUUCAGGGCGGUGGCGGCGAUUCAGCGAGCAUGGCCGAGCAGGAGCGAUCGUUCAGAGCUGAAAACAACAAAGACAUUGCUAUUGGCUUGGCUUUAUCGCAGUCGAAACCUACCAGUAGAACGCUGAUCAUUAUACAAGUCGCUCUGGCCCACGAGAUGUACUUAGACCAGCUUCUCGACCAGGGUUCCGUGGAUUGGGAGACGGCCCAGCGCGCGUCGCAGGCCCGCGCUCUUCUGUCCCCAUCGGCGCAGGGCCGCCCCAGAGCCGCGAGGAGCUUCGAGUUGCUCGAGGCCGUCAAGGACGGGGCCGCUGCAUCUUUCUUGACCGACCUCCAUACGAUGAUGCGUUCCGCUACUCAUUGGGACGUAUUGGUCGAUGACGCCGACAAGACUUUGGAGUACAGGGCGUUCACUUUUAAGCUGCUAUCUGCGAGCCUGUGUACUUCAGAAAGGACGGCGUGUUUGCGGCAUAAGGUCGAACCAGCUGCAACGUUCCGAUGUUUGUUCAGUGAUGCAGACGCUGAGGCCGUGAAGAGCAAGCCGCCGUGCUUGCGCGACCCAUGGAGCAAGAGGUUCGUAGAGAAGUUCGCCGAUGAGCCAGGAGGGUUGCGAUGCGAACAGGCGCAGGCGGCUUUGCGAUUCCAGUGCAGGGUCGCCAGGCGCCACAUGGCGAAUAUUGAAUGCUGGCACGCGUCGCUGCGGAGGCGCCUACUCAUGCGAGGAGUUCAAUGUACUGGACAGGCUUUCGCCGAGGUCAACGCCGAAGCUGUUUGCGAUCGCGUGCAUGCCCGCGUUGCCCACCAUGAUGUAGUUGCGACGCUGGGCAAGAUGUCUGCCGUCGGCAUGUGCGACGGGUCCGCCGAGCCCGACGGUGACGGCAGUGCACUGAGAGAUCGCGGGUAUUCUGGCCCUUGGCAUGCUUACGUUCGCCACCGCACUUUCGGGACAACAGGGAGAUGCGACUUGUCGCAGCUGGCCGUCGACUACAACGCGCUCGAUCGGGACGAGAAGCAGUUUUACAUUGACAUGGCGAAGGGCGCCAAGAACCAGUUGACGAAAUUGCGGCCAGGCGAGGGUGCAUUUGGCUUCAGGUCGAGGGACCUCCUGCGCCAGCAGCGCGUAGCUUCACGUGCAGCGGCGCCCGAUGCUGUUCGGCCUUGCCAGGGCGGUGCAGAUCAAGAACCUAUGUCUCGGCGGCGGGCUGCGUACGGGGCAGUGUCGGCAGUUGCGCGCCGCUCGGCCAACCGCAGUUUACACGAGCUGGUGAUGGCUGCGAAGGCGGAGCAGCGGCGCUUGAUGCAACUUUCGGGCAGAACUCGUGCUGCCGACAGGCAGGCAUUGCGGGAGUGGGCAAGCACCAAGGGCUUCGCUUUGUUGGAGGAGGUCGUUUCCCAGAAUCCAGUGUUGCAGCCUUUCAAGGAGUUCUUGUACCCCGUACCCGAUGUAGAUGACAUCGUUUUCGAGCUGAUCCCACAGGCGAAGAGCGCUGUGAAGGUUGCUGUGGCUUCGGAGCUUUUGGCGCCUACGUCCAACCUUGGGCGCGCCAUGCAGGCGGACUUCGACGCCAUGUCCACGCCCAUCCUGCACGAGCUGUCGGAGCCGAUCUUGGCCGACGAGAAGAAGAAGAAGGGUGGCCCUCCACCUUGCCACGAGGUUGGCAUCUGCUUGUGCUGCGAUGAGGGCGAGCUCAUUUGGAAAAUGAGGAAUCGGUACCUUGCAAAGCUGAAGGCCUUUUGCAAGAACGACCCCAUGAAGAACAUGCUUCGACAUCAAGAUCUCGUCGUCUACUUCUACGGUCAUCGGCAACAUGUGUUAUCGGAGAUGGACGGUGGUUGGGGCGACGAGCUCGCCGAACUCCUUGGCGACGAAGAGGCGGGAGAUGUCCGCCAGGAGUUGUGGCUCCACGUCGGCGCGCACUCCAUGAGCCCGUACCGCUCGAGCUUCCUGUCCCUGUGCAUCGACGAGGAUUCUGACAGGGCCCAGGUCGUGGACCGCGAGAUCAUGCUUAAGGCAACGGAUACCGUGUGGUUCGAUUACUAUUUGUUCAAAGAGAUGGACCCGUCCAUGGAGUGGUCUAUGCAAUUGUACGCCAUCGUUGAUGAUCCGAUCCACAUCGGUACUUUUAUCCCUGGUCAGGUGUCAGUUCGAGAGAUCAACGGGUGCUCAGACCUCACGGUGUUCUGGGUGCCUCCACCUGUCGCGCGCCGAGGUGGUGGACGUCGGAGGGCAGAGUGCGAGCCGAUCGAGUUCGAUGAGGCUUACCACGCCUUGGACGACGCCGAGGAGGACCCCGAUGACGAGCCCGACGUGGACCUGGAGGGGCCCGACGGCGACGACGUCCAGGGUGUCGAUGUUGGUGACGCGUCCGACAGCGACUUGGGCCUGGUCGACGACGAGGGGUUGGGCGAGCCGCUCGCGGAGGGCGGCCUUGUCGGCGACGUGGAGGUUGACGAUGGCCCCCCCGAGCCUCCUGGGGUCGUCAAGGUGAGUCUUCCAGGUGGCGCCAUCAGGUACUAUCCUCCGACAGAGACCCAGAAGGCCCGAUUCGAAGCCACAUGCAGCCGUGACCAUUAUAUCAAGGGCAAGGAACGCCCGUGCAGGAUCACGCGAUAUUUUAUCGAUCCAUAA
This is a messenger RNA of Prorocentrum cordatum, 4474 nucleotides long. Lineage: Eukaryota; Dinophyceae; Prorocentrales; Prorocentraceae. The record is from the annotation of a GenBank genome assembly.